Magnolia sinica is the source of this 3611-nucleotide messenger RNA. Its product is annotated as lon protease homolog 1, mitochondrial-like. Gene Ontology annotation, molecular function: serine-type endopeptidase activity; single-stranded DNA binding; ATP-dependent peptidase activity. The record is from RefSeq and is a predicted model, not a curated record. Gene Ontology annotation, biological process: protein catabolic process; mitochondrion organization; protein quality control for misfolded or incompletely synthesized proteins. The transcript is spliced from 20 exons. Gene Ontology annotation, cellular component: mitochondrial matrix. Lineage: Eukaryota; Viridiplantae; Streptophyta; Magnoliopsida; Magnoliales; Magnoliaceae. The coding region runs from base 132 to 3113 and encodes 993 amino acids.
AGGGGUUUAGAAAGGGUUUUGGCGAGGACCCUAAAAAAACUCCCUUCUUUAAUCUGUUCUUCGAAGAAAUUUUCGGAGAAAAAAUCGACGAAGAUCGAAUAUUUCUGGGUUUUCUGAAUCACCCAUCAUCCAUGCUGAAGGUUCUAUCAUCUUCCUUUCGGAUGCAGAGAUUUUGUGCGGAUUUUCCCCCGAAUUUCAGGCAUGGAGGAGAAGGAAAAGCUCAAUUGCUUCGGGUGUUGGGCUCGCUGAGAAGCUUGAGUGGAAGGAAUCAUGGUUUAUGCAAAAGGGUAUUUUUCUGUUCGGAAUCUGGAGACGGGUCGGAUCCGGUGGAUGCUAAGCCGGCGCCGGAAGCUGAAGCUACUGCUGCUGAGAAUGCGGAGGAAGUCAACUCAAAAGCCUCGUCUGCAAUCGUGCCCACGAAUCCCCGUCCCGAGGAUUAUCUAACAGUUCUUGCAUUGCCCUUGCCACACAGACCUUUAUUUCCUGGUUUCUACAUGCCAAUCUAUGUGAAGGAUCCUAAAUUGCUAGCAGCUUUAGUAGAAAACCGUAAAAGACAAGCUCCAUAUGCAGGUGCAUUCCUUCUGAAAGACGAGCCGGGAACUGAUCCUAGUCUUGCAACUGGUUCGGAAACAGAGAAAAACAUAUAUGAUCUCAAGGGAAAAGAAUUAUUCAACCGUCUCCAUGAAGUUGGUACAUUGGCACAGAUAACCAGUAUACAAGGGGAUCAGGUCGUUCUUAUUGGCCAUCGGCGAUUACGAAUAACAGAGAUGGUUGGCGAGGAUCCCCUUACCGUGAAAGUUGAUCAUCUCAAGGAUAAACCAUAUAAUAAGGAUGAUGAUAUCAUAAAGGCUACCUCCUUUGAAGUUAUAUCAACCUUGAGAGAUGUUUUGAAGACGAGUUCCCUUUGGAGAGAUCAUGUUCAAACAUAUACUCAGCAUAUUGGUGAUUUCAACUUUCCAAGGUUAGCAGAUUUCGGAGCAGCUAUAUCAGGGGCAAACAAGUUGCAAUGCCAGCAAGUGCUUGAAGAACUCGAUGUAUACAAGCGCUUAAAGCUGACCUUAGAAUUGGUAAAGAAAGAGAUGGAGAUCAGCAAGAUACAGGAAUCAAUAGCAAAAGCAAUUGAAGAAAAGAUAAGCGGCGAGCAGCGGCGUUACCUGUUGAAUGAGCAGCUUAAAGCAAUAAAGAAGGAGCUCGGUUUGGAAACGGAUGACAAAACAGCCCUUUCAGCAAAGUUUAGGGAGAGGCUUGAACCAAACAAGGAGAGAUGCCCACCCCAUGUUUUGCAAGUUAUAGAAGAAGAGCUCACAAAGCUGCAGCUACUAGAGGCCAGUUCCAGCGAGUUCAAUGUCACACGUAACUAUCUCGAUUGGCUGACCGCACUGCCUUGGGGAAACUACAGUGACGAGAACUUUGAUGUCCAUCGUGCUCAAAUAAUACUAGAUGAAGACCAUUACGGUUUAUCUGAUGUUAAGGAGAGGAUAUUAGAAUUUAUAGCUGUUGGAAAACUCAGAGGAACUUCACAAGGCAAGAUCAUUUGUCUUUCGGGGCCUCCUGGAGUGGGUAAAACAAGCAUCGGUCGUUCAAUCGCACGUGCCUUGAAUCGGAAGUUCUAUCGAUUUUCUGUAGGAGGCUUGGCUGACGUUGCUGAAAUCAAGGGGCAUCGUCGGACCUAUAUUGGUGCUAUGCCGGGAAAAAUGGUCCAAUGCCUCAAAAAUGUGGGAACAGCUAACCCUCUUGUUCUAAUUGAUGAGAUUGACAAGUUAGGAAGGGGGCACGCUGGUGAUCCAGCUAGUGCUUUGUUGGAGCUUCUCGAUCCUGAGCAAAAUGCAAAUUUUCUCGACCACUAUCUUGACGUUCCCAUUGAUGUAUCCAAGGUUCUUUUUGUUUGCACGGCAAAUGUAGUGGAGAUGAUACCUAAUCCUCUCUUGGAUAGAAUGGAGAUAAUUACCCUUGCAGGUUAUAUCACCGACGAGAAGAUGCAUAUUGCUAGGGACUAUUUGGAGAAGACAACACGGGAAGCAUGUGGCAUCAAGCCUGAACAGGUUGAGGUGACUGAUGCAGCUCUUCUUGCACUGAUUGAAAGUUACUGCCGGGAAGCAGGUGUGCGGAAUCUACAGAAGCACAUUGAGAAGAUAUACCGCAAGAUUGCUCUGCAACUUGUACGGCAAGGAGUACCAAAUAAGCCGGCUGCAACCGUCAGUGCUCAGGGUGUGGAACCCACCGAAUCCAAAGAGAUAUCUGUGGAACAGUCAAGUGAAGCUGUAGCCGAAGGAGAGAAGAUUACGGAACCAGCAGAAGCUACCAGUCAUGAACAGGCCAGUGAAACCUCCACAGAAGCUGACCAGAUGCAGACAAGUCUCCCUGCAGAUCAAACUCCAAGUCCGUUGGAUCGACCCUCCAAUUUAAAGGACAAUUCGGAAACUGUCGGUGCCCAAGAAAUGGACGAUGGUACAAAAGUUGAGAAAGUUGUAAUCGAUCCUUCGAACCUGUCUAAUUUCGUUGGGAAACCAGUCUUCCAUGCCGAGCGUAUAUAUGAUCAGACGCCAAUAGGUGUCGUGAUGGGUCUUGCAUGGACUGCAAUGGGCGGUUCAACACUCUACAUAGAGACCACCCAAGUUGAGCAAGGGGAUGGAAAAGGUGCGCUGCAUGUGACUGGGCAGCUUGGAGAUGUCAUGAAAGAGAGUGCCCAAAUCGCUCAUACUGUCGCUAGAGCAAUAUUGCUUGAGAAAGAACCAGAUAACCCGUUCUUUGCAAAUUCCAAGUUACAUCUCCAUGUGCCAGCAGGUGCUACGCCAAAGGAUGGCCCCAGUGCUGGCUGCACCAUGAUCACCUCAAUGAUGUCCCUAGCUACGAAGAAGCCUGUCAGGAAAGAUCUUGCCAUGACGGGGGAAGUGACUUUGACAGGACGGAUUCUUCCCAUUGGUGGGGUCAAGGAGAAGACCAUUGCUGCAAGGAGGAGCGACGUGAAGGCCAUCAUAUUCCCAUCUGCAAACAGGAGAGAUUUUGACGAACUCGCGGCGAAUGUGAAAGAGGGCCUUGAAGUCCACUUUGUAGAUGAUUACAACCAGAUACUCAAUUUGGCCUUCAACACCGACCAAGACUCAGAGAAAUAAACCAUUGGAUUUGCUCAGCUGCUGUGGGGCCCGAAUCUUGAUGCAGCUUAAAAGUUUUUUGUGGACAUCAGAUGCUUCAUUGUCUGAGUCUCAAAAGUCCGAGUCAAGGCAUCAAAGCCUUUUGGGUUUCAUUCAUUAUUUACAUCUUUUGAUGCCUUUGUAAAAUUCAAAUCACCCCUUUGUAGCAAUUGUAAUGUCAUUGGGAGGGGGCCACAGUUUUUUUUUCAAUGGAUAGAGUUAUGUUAUAAGCAGGCUUCAUUUAUUUUACAAUCACAACUCCCGAGCGGUGCACACAUUGAUACCAGUGAUGUGGACCGUUUAAACAUGGUUGAAAAUUUCAAUGUGAUGAGUAGUGUCAUUUUGGGAACAGAAGGUAUAAGGCUGCAUUUUUUAAAAGAUUUUCCAAUGGGGGUAUUUUCAGAAUAAACUGUAUGAAAUAAUGCAGCAAUAUUGCGCUACUUGUCAUGGUUUAUCUAUUUAUUUUUAUUUGUCUGUGUU